AUGGCUCGUUUUGGUGCUUGUUCUUGUUUAUUUGCUUGUGUUGUUCUUGGUCUUUCUAUUUUUACUAGUGCACAAGCACAAGCAAGAGUACUAUUAGUGAAUGGAGAUGGGUUUGUUAAGAUACAAAGGAAUCAGUUUGUUCUGAAUGGCUCUCCUUUCCUCUUUAAUGGUUUCAAUUCAUACUGGAUGAUGCAUAUAGGUGUGGAUCCUGCACAGAGAGGCAAAGUCUCUGAAGUGUUCCGUGAUGCGGCCGCGGCCGGUCUUAGUGUUUGCAGGACUUGGGCUUUCAGUGAUGGCGGUUACCAGGCUCUUCAGGUGUCUCCUGGGGUUUAUGAUGAACGAGUCUUUCAGUCACUGGAUUUUGUGGUUUCGGAGGCGAAGAGAUAUGGAAUCAGAUUGAUUCUGAGCCUCGCUAACAACUUCAAGGACUUUGGAGGAAAGGCGCAGUAUGUGCAGUGGGCUAAGGAUGCAGGACAGUGGGUCAGUGGUGAAGAUGAUUUCUUUACAAACACAGUUGUAAAAAAUUAUUACAAGAACCAUAUCAAGAAAGUAUUGACAAGAUACAAUACCAUCACAAAAGUUGUCUACAAAGAUGAUCCAACAAUCAUGGCUUGGGAGCUGAUCAAUGAGCCACGUUGUCAAGUAGACUACUCCGGAAAGACAGUGCAUGCUUGGGUGGAAGAGAUGGCUGCUUAUACUAAAUCCAUAGACAACAAGCACUUGCUAGAGAUUGGAAUGGAAGGGUUUUAUGGUGAUUCAAUGCCUGAGAAGAAGCAAUACAACCCUGGUUAUCAAGUUGGCACAGACUUCAUCACCAGCAAUCUUUUACAUACCAUUGACUUUGCAACCAUCCAUGCUUAUCCUGAUGUUUGGCUGUCAGGAAAGAGUGAAGCAGAUCAGACAACAUUUGCACAAAGAUGGAUGUGGAGUCACUGGAAUGAUGCAAGCAAAAUACUGAAGAAACCAAUAGUGAUUGCUGAAUUUGGCAAGUCUGACAAAGAUCCUGGUUACUCAAUGAUAGCAAGGGACAAGUAUAUGAGCACCAUUUACUGGAACAUCUACAAUUUUGCAAAAUCUAGUGAUGGUACCUUUGGAGGAGGUCUUGUGUGGCAGCUCAUGGCUGAAGGGAUGCAAAAUUACUAUGAUGGAUAUGAGAUCAUUCUCUCAGAGCAUCCAUCCACGGCUGGGCUGAUCACUAGGCAGUCCCAUGCAAUGGCCAGUCUGAGCCAUAUGAUCAACUAA
Messenger RNA from Dioscorea cayenensis subsp. rotundata (Guinea yam), 1242 nucleotides. Its product is annotated as mannan endo-1,4-beta-mannosidase 5-like. The record is from RefSeq and is a predicted model, not a curated record. Gene Ontology annotation, molecular function: hydrolase activity, hydrolyzing O-glycosyl compounds. The coding region runs from base 1 to 1242 and encodes 413 amino acids. NCBI's taxonomy places the organism in Eukaryota, Viridiplantae, Streptophyta, Magnoliopsida, Dioscoreales, Dioscoreaceae. The transcript has 5 exons.